Messenger RNA from Megachile rotundata (alfalfa leafcutting bee), 1137 nucleotides. RefSeq lists its product as uncharacterized. Lineage: Eukaryota; Metazoa; Arthropoda; Insecta; Hymenoptera; Megachilidae. The record is from RefSeq and is a predicted model, not a curated record.
AACUAGCUUUUUGACGGUUCUAUGAUGAAUCAGUUGGGAUGCAGAAGCCAGGAGCUGAACAGAGAUCUAUCAGCCGGAGACAUUAACUCGUCUCGAAGCCUCCAGUCCGUGAUUUACCGUGAGAACGAUGAAAUUCGACACUGGUUCUUGGCUUUCUUCCAGCAGCAAGAUCGAUGGACCAGAUCAGUUCUGUUUGACUAUGCGUCAGCGCUCCAGUCAAAACUCUGCCGCGUCUGGGUCGACCGCGUUCCAGCACUAAAUCACGGCGGAAAACACGUGCUUGGCUCUUCGAUCAGGGCCCUUGACACCUGGUUUUCGGCUGGACAGCAGGUUCACGAGCAACUUCUAUUUCGAUCCAUGACCGGUACGGAGAACCUUCGGUGCACUUUGCGAGGCUGUGUCUUGCAACGGGAACCCAAGGAUCGGGCCAAAGGAGAUCGAUGGAUCGGUUGCGCAACCAGGUCCAAUUAUCGAACAAUGAGAGGGCCAGUUCCGUUUUCAGCGGCGCGAACUUUCGAUUCGGAGGCGACAGGAGAGCGGAGGAACUUGUGACAAAGGAGCAGCCGGGAAUCCUGGCGUCACACGAACGAGGACACCAGCAGGACCACUCCUUCGAAACUGACGCUCACUGACAGCGUUCACGACUGGUGAAAAGUACGCCCGCAAAGACUGUGCACGAGAAACUCCCUUCCCCUCCGACUGUCGAUCCCCCACCAGGCGAGCCGUUAGGGAGAGAAAGGACAGCGGUUCUCAAAUCAUAGUGAUCGGCUUGCUGCAACCACUCCCACGAAUAUACUGGGUGUUCCUGAUAUGUGCUAAUAAACCCCUAUCGUUUUGAUAUUUUGCGAGAAUGAUGACCUUUGUUUCAUUGAUUCGAGGCUCUGAAUAUUCAUAGACUCGUUCUGUUUAGGGAUAUGUUGACUCAAAUGUUUUUUAAGUAUUUCGUAAUAAAAAUUGGAGCAAUAUGAAAUAUAUGUAAAUUGAAUGUGAUGAGUUAAUAGUAUUUUGGCAUGUGGUUAAUUUGUGGGAAUGUCACGCGAGAGAGUAGGGUUCGAUUCUAUAGGAACUUGUAAAUUUUUUUUUUUAUUGCAUUCUUUGUUUAUUGAUGUAAAAUUAUGCAGUUUUAAGCUUGUAUAA